AAAAGGCAUCACUUCUCAACUGAAUCCUUUCCUUCUUCCCCUAACUAGCCACAUUUGGAAGGCUAGUGGUUGAAUUUUCCAGCGAAAUGAGGCUUCACAGUGGCGGCCCCGCCAAGGGUCGUCAAUAUUUACCACAAAUCUUAGUGGCAUUGGCCAUAUUGGCUGUUGCUAAUGUAGUGUCGGCAGACCCUUAUAUAUACUCUUCUCCACCACCUCCAACCUAUGAGUACAAGUCGCCACCACCUCCUUCACCUUCUCCACCACCACCUUACGUGUACAAAUCUCCACCUCCUCCCUCGCCGUCUCCCCCACCACCAUAUGUCUAUAAAUCACCUCCUCCUCCUUCUCCAUCUCCACCACCACCCUAUGUGUAUAAGUCUCCACCACCUCCAUCCCCGUCUCCACCACCACCGUAUGUGUACAAAUCCCCACCACCUCCAUCGCCAUCUCCACCACCACCAUAUGUAUACAAAUCCCCACCACCUCCAUCCCCAUCUCCACCUCCACCAUAUUACUAUAAGUCUCCACCGCCACCAUCACCUUCACCACCACCUCCAUACUACUACAAGUCUCCACCGCCGCCUUCACCAUCACCACCACCACCAUACUAUUACAAAUCUCCACCACCACCCUCACCAUCACCACCCCCACCAUAUUAUUAUAAGUCUCCACCACCACCUUCUCCUUCACCUCCUCCACCAUACUACUAUAAAUCUCCACCACCUCCUUCACAUUCUCCUCCACCACCAUACUACUACAAGUCUCCACCUCCUCCAUCACCAUCACCACCACCCCCUUACUACUACAAGUCUCCACCACCGCCUGUUAAGUCACCGCCUCCCCCAUACUAUUACAGUUCUCCACCACCACCAGUGAAGUCUCCUCCUCCACCAUAUUACUACUCUUCACCACCACCACCAAAGAAGUCACCUCCCCCACCAUAUCACUACAGUUCCCCACCACCACCAGUUAAGUCACCUCCAACUCCAUACUACUACAAGUCUCCACCACCACCACCAAAGAAGUCUUCUCCACCACCGUACUACUACAAUUCACCACCACCACCAACUCAUUACUAUCCUCCACAUCAUCAAUUCGUGGUCAAAGUUGUCGGCAAAGUCUAUUGUUUUAGAUGCUAUGAUUCGAAGCACCCAGAAAUGUCUCACGGCAAGAAACACCUGAAAGGUGCUGUUGUUGAAGUGACUUGCAAAGCUGGUGACAAGAAAAUUGUGAGCUAUGGUACCACUAAGAUCAAUGGCAAAUUUAGCAUCACAGUUAAAGGAUUUGAAUAUCGCAAAUACGGAGGAAAGGCUUGCAAGGCUAAACUUCACAAUGCUCCAAAGGAUUCAACAUGUAACAUUCCUACAAACCUUCAUUGGGGAAUAAAGGGUGCUAACCUGAAAGUAAAGUCAAAGAAUCGUUAUGAAGUUGUACUCUAUGCAAAACCAUUUGCUUAUGGCUCUAAGACACCUUAUGCGAAAUGCCAAAAGCCCAAGCCUACACCUGCUCCAUACUAUUAUAAAUCUCCUCCACCUCCAUCACCGACUUAUGUUUAUAAGUCACCACCUCCUCCAUCACCGAAGUAUGUGUACAAGUCACCACCUCCACCAACCCCGGCAUACGUUUACAAAUCUCCACCACCACCGACUAAGUCUCCAUCGCCUGCUUAUUAUUACAAGUCUCCACCUCCACCAUCACCAAAACCUGCACCCGUAUACUAUUAUAAAUCACCACCACCCCCAUCACCAUCGCCUCCACCUCCUUACUAUUACAAAUCUCCGCCACCACCAACUAAGUCUCCACCACCUCCUUAUUACUACAAGUCUCCACCUCCACCAUCACCAAAACCAGCACCUGUAUACUAUUAUAAAUCACCACCACCCCCGUCACCAUCACCUCCACCUCCUUACUAUUACAAGUCCCCGCCACCACCAUCACCUUCUCCCCCACCUCCGUAUUACUAUAAGUCUCCUCCACCACCAUCGUCGUCUCCUCCACCACCAUACUAUUAUAAGUCCCCACCACCACCAUCUCCAUCUCCUCCACCACCUUACUAUUACAAGUCUCCACCACCACCAUCACCAUCACCCCCACCACCUUACUACUACAAGUCCCCUCCUCCACCGUCUCCAUCACCACCUCCACCCUACUACUACAAGUCUCCUCCACCACCAUCACCAUCUCCUCCACCUCCAUACUACUACAAGUCUCCUCCUCCCCCGUCGCCUUCUCCCCCUCCACCGUACUACUACAAGUCACCACCACCACCAUCGCCAUCUCCCCCACCACCCUAUUACUACAAGUCUCCACCACCACCAUCGCCUUCUCCUCCACCACCCUACUAUUACAAGUCUCCUCCUCCUCCAUCGCCUUCUCCCCCUCCACCAUACUAUUACAAGUCACCACCACCACCAUCCCCAUCUCCUCCACCACCCUACUACUACAAGUCUCCACCACCACCAUCGCCAUCUCCACCACCACCAUACUACUACAAGUCACCACCUCCUCCAUCGCCAUCUCCCCCUCCACCAUACUACUACAAGUCACCACCACCUCCAUCGCCAUCUCCUCCACCACCCUAUUACUACAAGUCUCCUCCUCCACCAUCCCCAUCACCACCACCACCCUAUUACUAUCACUCUCCACCUCCACCAGUAAAGUCUCCCCCUCCUCCCUAUUACUACAACUCACCUCCUCCACCUGUGAAGUCACCUCCUCCACCAGUAUAUAUUUACGCUUCGCCACCACCUCCAGUCCACUACUAAGAGCAUUUAGGAGUUCAGACAUUCUCCACAAUCAAUCAAAUUUUAGUUUGAAACACAAAAUAGAUGAUGGCUUCUGGAGGGAAAGAUUCAAACGUCAAUGGAACAAAGCAAUUAAUUUAUGGAAUAAGAUAUUCAAUUUUUCAAUUGAAGGAUUGAUUAUUCGUGACAUGGACCAGUUUGCUUCUACUUCUCUUUUGGCCUUCUUGCACAUUGUUCUCUUAGUGCGUUCAUCACAUGAACUUAUCUAAGCUUUGAUGCUUCCUAGAGUUUGUUUCUUCGUAAUUUAUUGUUGUAUUGAGGAUAUUGUGUCCUCAUUUUAUUCAUUCCUGUUAAUUAUUGUAUGUUGUUCUUAUAAUACUUUCGUGUACUCUAAUUGUGCACAAAUCAAUAAGAAGAUCAAUUUCGUUAUA
Lycium ferocissimum is the source of this 3175-nucleotide messenger RNA. RefSeq names its product extensin-2-like. Bases 87 to 2765 code for a protein of 892 amino acids. Gene Ontology annotation, molecular function: structural constituent of cell wall. The transcript has 3 exons. NCBI's taxonomy places the organism in Eukaryota, Viridiplantae, Streptophyta, Magnoliopsida, Solanales, Solanaceae. Gene Ontology annotation, biological process: plant-type cell wall organization. The record is from RefSeq and is a predicted model, not a curated record.